AUGGAUGAUGGUAUCAACAACAAUGUUGGUGUUGAAAAAAUUCCAUCACCCAUAAACUAUUCAUCUAAAGAUGAAUAUUACCAAGCACUUAAAAUAUGGUUUCGGAGAACAAAACAAAAUAUUCAUUUCGAAAAUAUCGUAACUACAAUGUCUGCAUUCUAUUGUAGGCCUAAAAUAGAUACUUCAUAUAAAAUAGAACCAAAAGUUCCAAUCAAAUCCCCUCAAAUUCUUCAGCUUUUAAAUAUCAUAAUUGAAGAUUCACCUAUUGAACAAAAUCAACAGUUUAACAAUAUGACCCGUCCACGCGAUCCUUUUAUUUCCGAGUUUUUACCAACUAAUUCUUGGAAUUCGUAUCAGCUAGAUGAAUUUCCUGAUCCAAAUAAUUUUGGCACUUACGAAUCAUAUAAAGAAUCUAUGAUAAAGUGGAUUUACUAUUUUAGUAAUAAGAUUCCUUCAGAGAAAAUUCCAUAUGAACCAAAAUAUUUCGCAGACAGUAUUGGCCUUCAAAAUUUCAAAAAAGAAAGAUUCGUGCAUAAAGAAUUGCAAAAAAUCGAGCCUUUAAAAGCACAAUAUGAUCGAUUUCCCAAAACUCCAGUAAAAUUCAAGGAUGUUUUGGUUUUACGAGAUUUAAAGCGCGGCUACAUGAAUCAGUACAAUCAGAUCGAGCUACCAUUUGCCUCAGCUUUCAUUUUAGAUUCUGAGAUGUAUGGAAUUGAUGAUUACAGCGCAUUUUACACCCCUCCGCCUAUAUCGAAGAGCUUAAGAAUGUCGGAAUCCAUUCAAAAAGUACGUUCAAUACCAAGAAAAUAUCCUUAUUUAUCUCUUCAGGAUUAUCAUGACCUUUUAAUUGCAUUUUUUAUAUUUUAUUUCUCAGACAAUGCAUCAGGAAUGUCAUUCAUCUUCAAUUCACCCUAUUCCAACUACGCAUUGAUAAAAGCCACGAAUAUGUUCUCAUAUAACGUUCCUUACGUCAAUUACUUCCCUCCAAUGUCCGAAAAGAGUGUCAAAGAUAGCUCAAAUGCCCUUAUUAUAAGCUUUACGAACGCAUUAUAUAAUAUGCAUUAUGUAAUCUGCGCAAAAGAGGUCCUUAGGCAGGCCAAACUAUCCGCUGAUAGCUAUAUUAUCAAAGAUGUCGUCGAUUUUGCCAAUGACUGCAUGUCUUAUUUUGAAAAAGAACAUUCUUCAAAAUUGGUCGAAUGGCUUCUCCAAGAUUUCGAUUUGAAAUAUGAUUGUGCUACUUCCAUUGUCAUAAUUAUUUUACUACAAAGAAAAUUUUUCCCGACUCUUUUCGAAAUUUUCGCUCAUUACAUCAUCCAUUUCAUUAAUGUCAUAUCAGGAUAUCCCCAUUGUGCCGACCGUUUUGUAUCUGCUAUCAUAAACUCCGUAGAAGUGAAGUUUAGUCUAGUAAUUGCGAUUAUAAAAUGCGAUAUCCCUUCUGGACUCACUUUUGCAUACAAUCCGCAAGCUCUUUCGAUGAUAGAAGUUGCAAUUAACUCAUGUACCGACAAAAAAGAGCUCGAGAAGAUGGAUUGUGAGUGGUUUACAACAAGAUUCAUACAAUGCGUGGUCAAUGUUGAUUCGGAGUAUGGUAUUCAGUUUGCCUAUAUAUCACUGGCACUAUCCAAACUCAUGAAAAGGAUGAUUGAAAGCAAAAUGACGAAACAAAGGAAAAAUGUUUUGAAAGAUAUCAUCUCUUAUUUGUCCACAAUGUGCGGAGAAGAGAUUAGAAACUCUUCAAUAAGAGCUAUGAUGCUGAAAAGUCUUUCAAACCUUGCUAUGACAAAAGAAUUUCAGGAUUUCGUAUUUUCUCAACGAGGAUCUCCAAUUGUUGAGCGAUAUAUCUCCGCGUCAUUGAACAAUGAUGAGGUUGCAUAUGGAGCUACAAUGAUUCUGAAGCGUGGUCUACGUGGAUUAAUGAAAGAUGACAGAUUUCAUGCGAAAUUGCGAAAUUUCUUUUCACCUUUCAUGAAAUUGUUAUCAUGCACUGGACCAGAAACAACGUCGUUGAUGCUCCGUAUCCUUGCUUUAGUUAUAAACGAGAAAUCUCCGAAAUUCAAACAAGAACAAAGAGCACAAGUCGAUGUUUUCAUGGUUUUGUCGACUUUGCCUCCUGAUCUGGCCCUUCUCUUCCAGAUAUUUGAUGAAGGAGGCUUCUGCACAAGGAAGGCAGCAGCAAUUGUUGUUAAAGGUGCUUGUAGCUCGAAAGCAAGAAAGAAUCGACACAUUUUCGAAGAAUCUCUAAAAGCGCAUCCUUCCUGUCACCCACUUGUUGCUAAGAUUGGUACAAAGCAGACAUCUGCAAUCAAGAGAACUGUUUCUUCUGGGUUUAAGAAGUAA
Messenger RNA from Trichomonas vaginalis G3, 2337 nucleotides. RefSeq names its product armadillo (ARM) repeat-containing protein family. Lineage: Eukaryota; Parabasalia; Trichomonadida; Trichomonadidae. Bases 1 to 2337 code for a protein of 778 amino acids. The transcript has a single exon. The record is from RefSeq and is a predicted model, not a curated record.